Molecule: messenger RNA, 966 nt
Organism: Aspergillus luchuensis
Lineage: Eukaryota; Fungi; Ascomycota; Eurotiomycetes; Eurotiales; Aspergillaceae
Product: FAD-dependent oxidoreductase
Exons: 2
Coding region: 1-966 (321 amino acids)
Molecular function (GO): monooxygenase activity; FAD binding
Source: RefSeq, a predicted model, not a curated record
AUGUCCUCUCCAACCGUCCUGAUAAUCGGCUGCGGCAUCGCCGGCCCUGUCCUUGCCAUACUACUAAAGCGCAAAGGCUACAACCCUAUUGUAUUCGAAAAGGUUCAAGCUCUUGGAGAUGCCGGUGCAUCAUUGAUGAUACAGCCAAACGGAAUGAAAAUCCUCAACCUCAUUAUCCCCAAUCGCCCGUUCCAAACCAUAACACCCCUCCAAUCCCUCUGGCACGGGACAGCGUCCGGCGAAACACUCGGCCACUCUACUCUCCCCUCAUCCUACGUGGAUCGCUACACCCAGCCAGCCAGCGGAAUAAAGCGCAGCGUACUCAAUCUCCACCUGAAGACCACCCUCCAGGAACACGGUAUCCCACUGUACGAAGGAUACCAGCUCGAGAACAUCCACGAACACGCGCACCAAGUAACUGCAUACUUCACCAACGGAGAAUCAAUCACAGGCUCAUUCCUCAUUGGCUGCGACGGAAUCAAAUCAUCAGCGAGAAAACUCCUCCUCUCCCAGAAAGUAGGAAUAGCCGAAGGCCCACCUACAUUCACCGGGUUGGUUCAGGUAGCGGGGAUAUCUAAGACCCCUCAGUCCAUGGCCAAGAGAGAUAUUUCCCUGAGUAACUGGUAUGGCGAGGGCGUGCACGUUGUCGCAUAUCCUAUCUCCGCUGAGGAUAUUUCCUGGGCGGUUACUAUCCCAGAUACAGAGGGGGAGGAUAGUACGUGGCGGGCUGCUACUGCUAGAACCGAGCUGGAUUCCCUACGAGGGAAGCUGAGAGAGAGUUUAUCUGGCUUUGAAGACUGCGUUUUGGAAAUGGUAAACACCGCAGAUCGAAUCAUCUCGUAUGGUCUGUUUGACCGCCGGGAGGUUCCUGCCGAACAGUGGUUUUCUGAUCGUGUAGUAUUGGUCGGUGAUGCGGCGCAUCCGACAAGUCCGCAUUUGGGGCAGGGGGCAAAUCAGGCUUUGUAA